UGGGCCUUGAAAUUUAGGCCUCAACAUCAGUCCACCUUCGGCAUCGGGAAGAUUUUCUGGAGCUCCGUUGUUCGAGGCAGCUUCAAGUCAACUCCGGUCGCCGCCAUGAAGCCCGCGAACACAUCGGCAUUGCUCAAUGCUUUCCAAGGCUUGAGGUUGUGCGCCUCUUCGCCUCUCCGACAACUUCGUGCCCCUCUCCAGCAGUCUUCGAAGACCCUUGAUGCGAUUCGACAACCUCAAAAUGUCCGAGCCUUUUCGACGACCCCCUCGAUGUUGGGCAACUGGCUUGAGCCAAACUUGAACCGAAAGAAGAAGAUGGCAAAGGGACGGCCUCGCGUGGCUACAGGUGGUUCGACAAAGGGUACGACAGUGAUUUGGGGCGACUAUGGUCUGCGAAUGACGGAUCACCACCGAAGAAUCAGCGCCAAGCAGUUGAAGAUGGCCGAGGACACCAUUAAAGUGCGACUUCGAGGGCAAAAAUACCGAUUGUACAAGCGAAAGAACUGUAACGUCGGUGUAUAUGUCAGCGGUAACGAUAUGCGUAUGGGUAAGGGUAAAGGUUCAUUCGAUCAUUGGGCGACCCGAAUGGCUGUUAGCCAGAUUCUGUUCGAAAUCCGAGGACGGCUUCACGAGCAAGUUGUGAGAGAUGCUUUCCGCUUGGCUGGUAACAAGCUGCCUGGUCAAUGGGAAUUUGUCAAGAAGGGAGAGCCACCCAUGGUUGGUAUCACCAAGUUGGAUGGCGUGACUCUAGAAGAGUUGAAGAGACCUCGACGACACAUUGCUCCCGUUGAACUACUGGAGGCUUCCUCGCCUACAACUGAGACUCUGGUCGGGAGCACUUCUGAGGCUUCCCGCAAUCCCUAGAGGUUGGAAUGAUGAGACAAUGCCAUGUACAUUAUAGAAGGUGUAGAUCUGCUGUUGUAACUUGUAUGAAUACCAAAUUCAGGAUCUACUAAUUCUGGAAAUAAACAAAAUGAUAUUUAUAUUAAAUAAAUUUACAACGGCAUAGAACCAAUGCUAAUGUUCAUCUCUUCUUGAAAAGCAUCAGUGCUUUCUUCGUGCCAAACAAUUUCAACCUGUGCCAUAUCCUACCUUAUGUUCGUUGCCUGCUGAACGGUUGUUACAGUUGAAAGCUGUGCACGGACCACCUCAUAUUCUAGACAUCAUCCACCCUGCCACUUUACGCGACAACGCGUCUUCCC
Molecule: messenger RNA, 1202 nt
Organism: Fusarium redolens
Lineage: Eukaryota; Fungi; Ascomycota; Sordariomycetes; Hypocreales; Nectriaceae
Product: ribosomal protein L10e/L16
Exons: 3
Coding region: 106-864 (252 amino acids)
Biological process (GO): mitochondrial translation
Cellular component (GO): mitochondrial large ribosomal subunit; ribosome
Molecular function (GO): structural constituent of ribosome; rRNA binding
Source: RefSeq, a predicted model, not a curated record